AUGGGCGAUAUCAGGAAGAGUAGCAACCGCAUGGCAUCGCGCCGCGGUGUCAGACCUCCUUCCCUCAAGGACAUCUCCGACCGCCUCACCACGUCGACGCCGGUCGCCCUAAACGAAAUUACCACCUCGACCAACCUUCCUGCUGCACAGUCGCGUCUCAAGCUCCCCGCAAGUGCUGCUGCCCGCGCCAACCUCGCACCCACGGCUUCACCCAUUGCCCGUGUGGGUGCUCACGAAACUCACGAGAAUGAGAACAUCGAGCUCUCCAAGGUUGGAAAGGAAGGUAGUGAAGACAAGGCUGAGGUUCAUACCAAGGCCCUCUCGAAUCGCUCCUCAACAGACACCCUCAAGAAUUCGGAAUCAAGCCAUGCUCCCUCGAAGCGCGUCAACUCGAACUCGCUCGCCCUCUCCAUAGGCGAGAGCGUGGAUUCGCCCACCCCUUCUCGCGGAGGAUCGCUGUUGAUGAAGGAGAUUGUGGCAUGCGAGAGUCCCACGGAGACCCAGACCACUAAAGCAGAGGCAGCCGGGUCGCUCAAGCCCAAAACCCUCGCCGAGCUGCGUCACAAGUCCCGAGCCAGUCUGGGCCACGGUUUCCCGGAGACUCCACCUCGCUCCAAGGAAGAUGUUCCGUCGAUCGUUGUGCAGCGCUCGACCCCAGGCGAAUCUACGAGCAAAGCCGCUGGAAGCAGUGGAUCCACAUCUAGCUCCCCAAUGCCUGGAUCGCCUCGCUCUAUCGCCAACGGCCUGCCACUUGAGCACUCUUGGUCAAUCUGGUACGACUCUAGGACUUACAAGCCGCCACCCGACGUGCUCGAGGAGCGCUGCCAGCGCAUGACCGAGUGGGAGGCCAGCAUGAUGCCCGUCGGUUCGUUUGACACCAUUCAGAGCUUCUGGCGCCUGAUGAACAACAUUCGUCAGCCCAGUAAGCUAACUAAUUGCGGCAACUACCACAUGUUCAAGAAAAACAUUCGCCCAUCCUAUGAGGAUCCAGCGAACUCGCACGGUGGCAAGUGGUCGCUGUUCAUCAAGGCCAACAACAAAGAACUCACUAUCGACAUGGUGUGGUCCAGCCUCGUUCUCGCACUGGUUGGUGAACAGCUCGAUCCUGAGAACAACGUUACUGGCAUCGUGGUAUCGUCCCGCCCACGCGCGGACCGCAUUCAGGUCUGGACUCGCAUCAAGGACGACGUUGACGCCGUCAAUGCUAUUGGAAACCGCAUUCUGGAGGUGAUCGGCUUUGACCCGCAGGACCAGCAAACGAUGUCGCUCGAUUUCCAGGUGCACCCGGAUGCGGUCCUGCCAGCCAAUCCGGCCAAGUACAUUCGCGCGGGUUCCUAUAAGCGUGCCGCUUCAACUGUUGGCUUGCCGUCGAGUGGCUCAAACGCCUCGCGCGUGUUGUCGCCUCUCACUAGCGCUUCACCCGUCGGCUCGCACAUUACGCUUCCUGCCUGGCCGCCUUCCCCGCACUCACCUCUGGCCCCGCCUUCGCCUCGCCUGACCUCCGGCCCCUUGUCCUCGAAUCGCUUGCGCAUGGGUGUUGGCGGAAAUGCGUUCUCGGGGCAGAUAGGCACUGCUCGCCGCGCGUUCAGUACCAAGAUUGAGUAG
Cutaneotrichosporon oleaginosum is the source of this 1605-nucleotide messenger RNA. RefSeq lists its product as uncharacterized. NCBI's taxonomy places the organism in Eukaryota, Fungi, Basidiomycota, Tremellomycetes, Trichosporonales, Trichosporonaceae. Gene Ontology annotation, molecular function: RNA 7-methylguanosine cap binding; translation initiation factor activity. Gene Ontology annotation, biological process: translational initiation. The record is from RefSeq and is a predicted model, not a curated record. Gene Ontology annotation, cellular component: eukaryotic translation initiation factor 4F complex.